GGUCAGGGGCCGCCGGCCGCCAGCCCGCCCGCCGGGAGGGGUGCGCAGAGAGAGGCGGGGCGGGAAGGCAAGAGGUGUCUCCUCCACCCGAAAGGCGGGAGACCCGAGCAAGCUCUGUGACAGCUCGUCGGCCGCCAUGUCAGCGAGCGGGGCUGGAAACAGACCAGGCGCCCGGUGGUAGCCCUCCUUUCGUCUCCCGUUCCCAGACAUUGAAGGACUUUAAAGAAACUUAAAUGAUUCAACAAAAGAUGCUCUAAUGGAUGACAGAGAAACUCCUACAUAUAAUCUGCAGAGAGAACCACAAGAUGGAUGUCAUCCUGGUGACGGUGUGGAAAGUCUAGUAACAUGCUUGCCCUCUGCAUCAGAUGAAAAUGAAAACCAACUUGGUGGGGAUGGGUGUGAGCGUCUGACCAGCAGUGACGGUGCAAUGGGCAAAGCUGGAGUGUUUGAGCAGGACACUCUCAACAAUAACGAAAGCUGCUCACCAAGUUGUGAGGUGGCUGCAAGCGAGAACUCAGAAAACCCUUCUUGUGAAGUCCCCAAAGAUGGACAGGCCUUUUUGGGAAAGGACAAAGAAAUACCUGGAAAAAGAAGUUUAAAAAGCAAAAGAGGCACUGUUAAGAAGAUACCACAAGGGUUUUCCUCAGGAGAUACCACACAUUUAAUGCAAGAAAAUAGACUUCAUGAAGCCUCUCAUGCUGUUAGUGAUGAAGAGCCUGCAGAAGUAAAUGCUAAUGAUCAACUAGAAGGCCCGAAGCUCAUUCUGCAGUCUCUGUUCUCUCUUAUACGAGGUGAAGUUGAGCAGUUGGAUUCAAGAGCACUUCCCCUUUUUCUUCAUCAGAUAGCUGAAUCCUAUUUCCAGGAGGAGGACUAUGAGAAAGCAAUGAAAUUCAUUCAGCUUGAACGACUGUAUCAUGAGCAAUUGCUCACAAAUCUUUCUGCCAUUCAAGAACAGUGGGAAACAAAAUGGAAAACUGUAGAGCCACAUGCAGUUACAUCUUUAAGGAAUUCAGAAAAAGGAUUUAAUGGUGAAGAUUUUGAACGGCUUACUAAAUUUUGUACAACACAUCAAGAUCCCCUUUUAUCCAAAUGUAAGAUAGCAGCUGUACAAAAGUCCCUGGGAAGGAAAUGCUUUACGCAGUUAGUAGUGUCUGAAGAUCCAAAGGAAAGAGGAGCUACAGCCAAAGAGCCCGAGAGUGAAACCUGUCUUGGCAUGGAUUCAGGGAAAGAAGGCCAACAUAACAAAGAGACCAGGGAGAGCAGUCCCUGCUGUAAUCAGGUGGACAGGCAGGCAGAUCCCCCCGGCCUUGUGGUAACUGCAGGGAAGAGCCACACGGAGGAGCCGCUCUGCAGCACUGAAGCCACGCUGGAGCUCCACGCCCAGCCCUUGGAGUCUGCCGGGAGCAGGUCUAGGCCACACUCUGCCGAGAAUGCUUGUGAGGACAACAGCCGCCUGCAGCUGGCUCACACCGAGGCCGGCCAGGAUGUGGCCGGAUCAGAGGGCACUGCUGAAGAUCCGAAGGUUUCCAGUGAGUCAGGGAUAGUGCCGUUGAUUUUACCAGGCUCUGACCAUAUACCUCCUGUGUUGAUUUCUGAAGGUAAAUAUUCACAGACGCGAAGAAAGGAACUCCAUUUGCCACUUCAGGAUGCUUCCGAGGCGUUGCCCACAGAUCAACUUGAGAAUAAUGAAUUAACUGAGCUGCAGCAACCUGAUCUCACAGACAGUGAUGGAAAAUCACCACAGAGGCAGACUGACUCACAGGGCUCUGAGAAUGUACUUUGUGAAAAUAAUCAAGUCUCUGACUUAAGUACAGUGCUUCCAGAGGUGUAUAUGGCCCCAGAGGAACAGGGAGAUAAGGACGACCAAGUCAGCAAAGAAACCGAAGACUAUCUAAACAGCCUUUUGGAAGGAUGCUUAAAAGAUUCUGAAGAUUCUCUUUUAUGUGAAGAUAACCAAGAAGAAGAUUCUGAUCUUCAAGAUCUUUCUCCUGAAGAAGCAUCCUACAGUUUACAGGAGAGCCUGCCUUCUGAUGAAAGCUCUCUUUCUCUCGAUGAUCUUGCAAAAAGGAUAGAAAUUGCAGAGGUUGUUCCUGCCGAAGGACUGGUCUCAAUAUUAAAGAAGAGGAAUGAUACUGUAGGAGACCAACCAGCCCAGAUGCAGCAGAAACCAUCUAAGCGAAGAGUGAGGUUUCAAGAAAUAGACGACAGCUUGGAUCAAGAUGAAGUUGGAAGUGGUUCCUGUAUUUUACUGGUCUUGCUGUGCAUAGCGACGGUUUUCCUUAGCAUUGGAGGAACUGCAUUAUACUGCACUUUUGGUGACUUGGAGUCACCUGUUUGUGUAGACUUUGCAGACAACGUGGACUUCUAUUACACUAAGUUACUGCAGGGAAUGGCAGAAUUGAAACACUGGAUCUACCUCUCCUAGCAGCGUUCAAGUGGGACCGGCAUGCCGUCAUUGAGAAUCAAAGAGUGAAACUUUCUAAACAGCUUUUAUUUCAGGAAUUCUGUAACAUGCACCUCCCCCCCUUCCCCAGCGAGGAACCUUGAACGUCAGAAACAGCAGUGUUAAGAGGCAAUCCAGGGGAACUCUUAGAACAGUCCACCUCAUGAGGCAGGUGCUGAUCUGAGCACCAUGGACAGAAGGACUGUUCUUUGGAGAGCAUGUCCUCCGCCUCCUCGCUGCUUCCUGGUGUCCUGAGCUACACUGAGCAGAAUUUAACAGGGCAGCGUUGGAGCCAAACCAUUUGUGGCUGCCUUGAAAAGCUAAUGGUUAAAGGACACUUUUGGUUUACAUUUGUUGGUCCAAAGACAUUGCUUCCAGCCAUCAUGCAGUACAUUUGUGUGUCAUGAAAAAGCGUUACUUUAUGAUUUCAGUGUCUUUUUUUAGUUCACCUUGGGAGCUAUGUAUUUUAGGCUUUGAGCACUCUUUCCAGAUUUGUUUUCCAUUUGUGAAAUGGUUAUGUGUUUGUGUGCACGCGUGUGCGUGCGUGCGUGGAUCUUUUAGACAUUUAUCAUGAGCAAAUACCCACCAUAGAAUAACAAAGAUUAUUCUUUUCUUUCCUUUCCUUUUUUUUUUUUUUUUUUUGCUUUUUAGG
This is a messenger RNA of Phacochoerus africanus (Common warthog), 3095 nucleotides long. It is a transcript of the gene CNST, whose product is annotated as consortin, connexin sorting protein. The record is from RefSeq and is a predicted model, not a curated record. The transcript has 11 exons. Lineage: Eukaryota; Metazoa; Chordata; Mammalia; Artiodactyla; Suidae. Gene Ontology annotation, cellular component: trans-Golgi network; transport vesicle; plasma membrane. Gene Ontology annotation, biological process: positive regulation of Golgi to plasma membrane protein transport. Bases 257 to 2425 code for a protein of 722 amino acids. Gene Ontology annotation, molecular function: connexin binding.